UAGGUUUAACUGCCUCAAUCGAGCGCUAUAAAAUUACCGCGUUGCAUCCAUAGUUUACUCAUUCGCAAACCUUUCGUCGUUCAAAGCGAUCACACACGCUUAGCAUCUCCAAAAUGAAAUUCGUCAUUGUAUUUUUCACCUUAUUCGCUGUUGCCUUAGCAGCACCACAAAAGGACGCAGAAACCGUACGUUAUGAUUCGCAGGUUGACCCAUUGAACUACCAAUACAGUGUUGAGACCAGUGAUGGAAAAGCGGCCCAAGAGCAGGGUACAGUGGAAGAUCUAGGUAGCGAGGAUGAAGCCAUCGUGGUACGUGGCUUCUACUCUUACGUAGGCGAUGAUGGUCAACAAUACAGAGUGGACUACAUUGCUGAUAAAAACGGUUUCCAACCACAGGGUGCCCACAUCCCUGUUGCUUAAAUCGUUGUGAUAAAGCUACUUGUUGCUUUUUGUUAACUAGUUUUAAUUCUUCUAAAAUACAAACC
Messenger RNA from Anastrepha ludens (Mexican fruit fly), 484 nucleotides. RefSeq names its product larval cuticle protein 65Ag1-like. The coding region runs from base 114 to 419 and encodes 101 amino acids. The transcript has 2 exons. Lineage: Eukaryota; Metazoa; Arthropoda; Insecta; Diptera; Tephritidae. The record is from RefSeq and is a predicted model, not a curated record. Gene Ontology annotation, cellular component: chitin-based extracellular matrix. Gene Ontology annotation, molecular function: structural constituent of chitin-based larval cuticle.